UGGCAACACUGUCCAGACCACAACAACACACAGCCUCUCACAACCUACCUUAUUUAACCUUGUUUUACGGCCUAGUGUGGCUCCGGGUGUGGCUCCAGAGGUGUGGCUCCAGAGGUGUGGCUCCAGAGGUGUGACUUCAGAGUGACUGUGAAGGAUGAUACACGACAGUGAAACAACUACAGUGACUGUACAGUGACUCCAGUUUUGUAUUUUACAAGAACUUAAGAAGGCUUAUAAAAACUACAACUUAUCCAGAAGGUGGAGACAACAUACGCAGAUUGAUGGUCUGCUCAAGCCCUCACUGGUUCACCAAGAAGUAGAUCCAAGGUGCUCCAAGCUACUCACACUGUAGGGAAACAAACUUACCUGAAAUAAAUCUUACGCUGGUGAUUUCUGUGGCUUUCAGUGUGCCCACAGUUGUGCGUUUUCCAGAUUAAAUCUUCACAAGAAGCAGUAAAUCUGUGUGGGUCAUUUAACUCUAUGAGUGAGAGGGAGCUGUGACUCUCCUGUUUUGCCAUCUAAACUCUUAAUUAAUCCUGAGCAAUAUGAGAGAAAAAUGAUUUAUCAAAGAACAGACUGAAAGACUUGAGUAAUGAACUGAAACUUAAGUGGCAUUGCUUAAAGGUAUGUGAAAUGGAGGUGUAGUUGCAAGGAAUAUUGUGAUUCAUUUGCAAGAUUGUGAAUUCUUGUGCUCAGUCAGUGAGUGAUAAUUCCCCGAGACAUGCUGGAACAGGGUGUGUGUGGUAAGGUGAUAAGUCUUUAUUGCAUGCAAUUUGUCUUUCCCGACACACGCCUCUUUCACAGAUUUUCGAGCUGACCUCUGUGUGGGUGUCAUAAAUAAUGAGAGAAGACAUGUUUAGGUGUGAAGAGUGUGGUAAACAGUUUGCUUAUAAGAACAAUACCAUCACCCAGAUGAUUGUGCACGGGGGAGAGGAUAAGUUUGCCUGUGAGGACUGUAGCGGCCUCCUGGCCACGCACCCAGCCCACCUUGGGGCUCACAUGCUGGUCCAGACCGGCGAUGGUGUAACUGCCGUCACCACCAUCCCGGACAAGAGGUUCGCCUGCGUCACUACCACAGCUGCCAUACCUACAGUGAUUGAAAAGAGGUAUGCCUGUGAGGUGUGUGCUAAGCUCUUCCCCAGGAAGAGCAGCCUGAACACCCACCGGCUGGUGCACAGCGGAGAAAAAAAGUAUGAGUGCGAAGAAUGUGGAAGUAGAUUCACUCGGAAAAGCAGCCUCAAUACUCACUCGAUCACACACACUGGAGAAAAGAAGUUUGAGUGCAAUGAGUGUGGUGGCUUGUUCACCAGAAAGAGCAGCCUCAACAUUCACCGGCUGGCUCACCGCGGUGAGAAGAAGUUUGAGUGCGACAAGUGUGGCAAACGAUUCACCAGGAAAAGCAGCCUCAACACCCACAUGUUGAUGCACAGUGGCGAGAAGAAGUUUGAAUGUGAGGAAUGUGGCACAAUGUUCACCAGGAAGAGCAGUCUGAACACGCACAUGCUGGUUCACAAUGGUGAGUAGAUCUCCAAGACUGUGGCAGUCAUGAACCCACUGUAGACCAGGAUUCCCGCAGUUCAACUGCCAGAGAAAAGCUGUAAGAGAAAUAACUACAUAGGAAGCAAUAAAAUGAGUCCCAGUGAAUAUAAACAUUGAAUGUUGUGGAUGUUAUAUCACGCCAACACUGCAACUGUAAUGCAGUAUGCGCAUUGCCAUUAAUGUUAUAAUUUGUAACAAAACUUUGGGGCUGACACAUAGUGUGUGUGUGUAUGGUACACACUUGGUGUAUGUAUGGUACACAUGGUACAUGUACAGUAUACAGGUGGUGUGUGUAUAGUGUGUACACAUCGUGUGUGUGCCAUACACACACACACAUGUGGUAACAUGUUCUUUUCAUGUAACUGCAUUAUUUAUGUGGUUUAGAGCUAAUGAGAAACGUUACACUGCCAUUUGUGCGAGAGAAGUGUUGUAUUGUGUACGAUGGCAGGUGUUGCCCACGUUAUGGUAGACAAGCACGGUGCAAAGCAAACCUUGUUUUCAUAACCCAGGUUGUGUUCUUUGUAGAGCUUUACUAUCACUUUAUGAAGCUCUACUUAGAGCAAAACACCUCAAAAAAAACUUUAUAACUGGAAUAGUUUCUGAAAACCAAAAAAGGAAUAUUUAGAGGCUGUGGAUGUCUUUAUUAAUGGCUGUGUUUUGCACACAGGAGUGGUCUAGGGGUAGGGUCACUGCAAAGGGGCAAUGGCCCUACCUCUAGACCACCAUGACUUUUAUUUUUGCAAAAAAACGUAAAAAAAUCUGUCCUACAAGGAGAGGUUAAGAGAACCCGACCUGACGACACUGGAGGACAGGGAGGACAGGAAGACAGGGAGGACAGGAGGGGCAGGGAGGACAGGAGGGCAGGGAGGACAGGAGAGACAGGGAGGACAGGAGAGACAGGGAGGACAGGAGGGGCAGGGAGGACAGGAGGGGCAGGGAGUACAGGGGAGACAUGAUAACACAUAAAAUACUGAGAGAAACCGACAAGGUAGACAGAGACAGGAUGUUCAUGAAUCACAUUUGCUUGGAGGUUUUAGUAUAGGCAGUGAUAAUGUAUGAGUGAGGUGCAAGUGUUGAAUGAUGACGAAAGUAUUUUCUUUUCGGGUCACCCUGCCUCGGUGGGAGACGGCUGACGUGUUGAAAAAAAAAAAGGCAAUGUUGUUGAACAGUUUGCUUAAUCUGGAAAUCUGAGGCUGUUACUAAAUACAUAAAGCCUAUAAAGCUUGACUAACAAUUCAAGCUUAUUGUAUAUGUAAUUGAACAUUAUGGAUUUGGAAUCUUUUACUAUCAGUGAUUAGUGAGAUAAUUACAUUAUAAUAAAUAUAAUUUAAUAAU
Messenger RNA from Cherax quadricarinatus, 2874 nucleotides. The record is from RefSeq and is a predicted model, not a curated record. Lineage: Eukaryota; Metazoa; Arthropoda; Malacostraca; Decapoda; Parastacidae.